Molecule: messenger RNA, 7360 nt
Organism: Cyclopterus lumpus (lumpfish)
Lineage: Eukaryota; Metazoa; Chordata; Actinopteri; Perciformes; Cyclopteridae
Gene: plcb3
Product: phospholipase C, beta 3 (phosphatidylinositol-specific)
Exons: 34
Coding region: 528-4310 (1260 amino acids)
Biological process (GO): phosphatidylinositol-mediated signaling; lipid catabolic process
Molecular function (GO): calmodulin binding; calcium ion binding; phosphatidylinositol-4,5-bisphosphate phospholipase C activity
Source: RefSeq, a predicted model, not a curated record
AGAGAGAGAGAGAGAGAGAGAGAGAGAGAGUUUGUAAGGGGAGAGGAGAGGGGUCGACCAGAUGGAAGGAAGGAAGGAAAGGAUCUCUCUGCGGGCUCGAGUGCGCGAUUAAAGGAUUGGGCACAAAUAAACAAAUAUAUGAAUCAAAGCUCAUAAUAAAAAGAGGGGGUUGAAGGCGCGCCGCCGCGUUGCGUGGACGCGGACACGGACAAGACACAGCGGCGGUGCGCGCUCAGACAGCCUCGGCUCGUGUCUCUCCCUCUCUGGAUUUGAGUCCUCAUGUUCUUCAAACUCUCGGUGACGGUUUUUACCAACUUUUUGAGGUCAGGGUCUGAACAAGCUCCCCUCCCCUCGGAGUUGUAAUUCACUCUCUCCCCCGGAAAAGAAGAAGAAGCUCCGGGGUGGAAGAGGAGGAAGGAAAAGGCGUUUAAAAUUUAUUUAUUUUUGGUAUUGUUGUUCCUUCCGAGGAGUCCAGCUCGCCGUAGCUGGGGUUUAGGCGUUGGCACCCGGGCGGGGAGUCCCUCGCCAUGGCCGGGGCCAAGCCGGGAGUCCACGCGCUGCAGCUCAAACCCGUGUCCGUCCACGAAGCGCUGAAGAAGGGGGGCAAGUUCAUCAAAUGGGACGAGGAGCCUAACAGCGGGCCCCCCACCCUGGUAACCCUGAAAGUCGACCCUGAUGGAUUCUUCCUCUACUGGACUGGAGGAUCCAACCUGGAGGUGGAGAUUCUGGACGUCAACACCAUCCGGGACACCAGAACAGGGAAAUACGCCAAACAACCAAAGGACCCAAAGCUGCGGGACGUGCUGGGCUUCGGUAAAGGGGACAACGUUGAAGGGAAGCUGGUAACCGUUGUCCAUGGCAACGAUCUUGUCAACAUCUCCUUCCUCAACUUCCAGGCCAUGCAGAAAGAUACAGCGAAGAUUUGGACAGAUGAGCUGUUCACUUUGGCCACAAACAUACUUUCCCAGAAUGCAUCACGGCACACUUUCCUCCUCAAAGCGUACACUAAGUUAAAGCUGCAGGUGAAUCAGGAUGGAAAAAUUCCUGUGAAGAACAUUCUCAAGAUGUUUUCAGAUAAAAAGCGAGUGGAGACGGCUCUGGAGCAGUGCGGCCUCGUCAAUAACCGGUCUGAGGGAAUAAAGCCAGAUGAUUUCACGUGGGACGCCUUCCAGAAGUUUUUCGACAGCCUCUGUCUCCGGCCCGAGAUACAAAGCAUCUUUGAGGAGAGUGGCUCCAAGAGGAAGCCAUUCAUCUCUUUGGACCAGUUGAUAGACUUCAUUAACCACAGACAGCGAGACUCCAGACUGAACGAGGUGCUGUACCCCCCGCUGAAAAGAGAACAGGUCCGUCAGAUCAUGGAGAAAUAUGAGACCAACGUCAGCCAGCUGGAGAGAGACCAGAUCAGUUUGCAGGCUUUCAGUCGGUACCUGGAAGGAGAGGAGAACAGCAUCGUGCCUCCAGAGAGGCUGGAUAUCAUCGACGACAUGAACCAACCACUGUCUCACUACUUUAUCAAUUCCUCGCACAACACGUACCUCACAGUGGGUCAGCUGACUGGUCUGUCAUCAGUGGAGAUAUACCGGCAGGUGCUGCUGACUGGCUGCCGCUGUGUGGAGCUGGACUGCUGGAAGGGCCGGCCUCAAGACGAGGAGCCCUACAUCACCCACGGGUUCACCAUGACCACUGAGAUCCCCUUUAAGGAGGUGAUUGAGGCGAUAGCAGAAAGUGCCUUCAAGACCUCGCCGUACCCCCUCAUCCUGUCCUUUGAAAACCACGUAGAUUCAGCCAAGCAGCAGGCCAAAAUGGCCGAGUACUGCAGGACCAUCUUUGGAGACGCCCUGCUCAUUGAGCCACUAGAGAAAUAUCCGCUGGUCCCCGGUCAGGCCCUCCCUUCGCCGCAGGAGAUGCUGGGUAAGAUUCUCAUCAAAAACAAGAAGAAGCACCAACACCACCGGCCCUCGAGUAGCGGCAGCAUAAGACGCAGAGAGCUGGAGGAGCAGCUUUCGCCCACCAAUGACUGCCCUCUGACGGACGGCGAGGGAAGCCAGCUCCUUUCUAACGGGGAGGAAAAGCUGGCUGAGAGGAUGGUCAAGGACUUUGAGCCUCGCAAAUCCCUCGGAGGCGAUGGGGAAAGCGAGGACGACGAGGACGACGAACCGGCGACUGAGCUGAAAAAGCCAAACUCUGACGAGGGAACAGCCAGCAGUGAGGUGAACGCCACAGAGGAGAUGUCGACCCUCGUCAACUACAUCGAGCCUGUCAAAUUCAAGAGCUUCGAGGUGGCGAACAAGAGGAGGAAGUUCUUUGAAAUGUCGUCGCUGGUGGAAACAAAAGGCAUGGACACCCUGAAGAGCUCCCCCAUCGAGUUUGUCGAGUACAAUAAGAACCAGCUGAGCAGAAUCUACCCUAAAGGAACAAGGGUGGACAGCUCUAACUACAUGCCUCAGCUCUUCUGGAACGUCGGCUGCCAGAUGGUGGCGCUAAACUUCCAGACCCUCGACCUCCCCAUGCAGCUGAACAUGGGGGUGUUUGAGUACAACGGCCACAGCGGCUACCUGCUGAAACCCGAGUUCAUGAGGAGAACGGACAAGCACUUUGACCCUUUCACAGAAAACAUAGUGGACGGUAUCGUCGCCAAUACGGUCAAAAUUAGGGUGAUCUCAGGCCAGUUUUUGUCCGAUAAAAAGGUGGGCGUGUACGUGGAAGUGGACAUAUUUGGACUUCCUGCUGAUACAAAGAGGAAGUACAGGACCAAAACAUCCAAUGGGAACUCGCUUGACCCCGUGUGGGACGAUGAGAUGUUUGUGUUUAAUAAGGUGGUCCUCCCCACACUGGCGUCUCUGAGGAUAGCGGUGUUUGAAGAAAACGGCAAGUUUAUUGGACACCGGAUCCUCCCUGUGUCGGCCAUUAGACCUGGGUACCACUACAUCAACCUCAAGAAUGAGCUGAACCAGCCCCUCCUGUUGCCCUCUCUGCUGGUUUACGCUGAAGCCCAGGACUACAUCCCAAAUGAACACCAGGAGUACGCAGAGGCUCUGACCAACCCCAUCAAGCACAUCAGUCAGUUACAUAAGAGAGAGACGCAGCUGGCUGCUCUCAUAGAGGACAACAGUGAGCAUGUCCCCAACCAGCUCAAAGAGGGAGAGACCAAGAGGGAGAGUGAUGUCAUUCCAGGAGGUCGACUCCCCUCCCCCUUCGACACUCUCCCCUCGUGGUCAUUGGAGGAAGCCCCUGACAUCAUCAAAUUACCUGCACCGGCUCAAAGUCCAAAGGAAGACCUCAUUGCCACUGUUCUGGCAGACGUUCAGGCCCAGUCCAUCGAGGAGUUGAGGGAGCAGAAGAGCUUUCUGAAGCUGCUAAAGAAACAGAGCAAAGAAGUCAAAGAGCUGCGUAAGAAACACCUGAAGAAGGUGUGGAAUCUGAGCAAGGAGCAGAAGAGUCGGAGUUGCCAGCUUCAAUCUGACACCCAGAGGAGACGCAGCCAGAUGGAGAAGCACCUCAAACGGAGCAUCAAGAGAAACGAGCCCCAAGAGCCGGUGCAGCGCGAGCUGACGGCCCUGGAUCAGGAGCUCGAGCAGCAGACGGUCCAGCUGAGGGAGUGGCAGAUGAAAGAGCUGCUGAAGCUCCGACAACAGCUCCACGCACUGGAGAGAGAGACGCAACACACACACCUGCCCGAGGCCUUGCAGAAGUUAAAGGAGACGAGCCAGGAAUGCCAAGCAGCUCAGCUGAAGAAGCUCAAGGAGGCGUGCGAAAGGGAGAAGAAAGAGCUCCAGAAGAUCCUGGACAGGAAGCGACAAAACAGCAUCUGCGAAGCCAAGAUUCGCGACAAAGACAAGGCUGAAACGGAACUGAAUGAGAUCAACAGAAAGCACAUUCAAGAUUCAGUCUCCCUCAUCCGCGGGCUGGAGGAGGCUCAGACCAGGAGACAGGACAAGCUGAUGCUGAAGCAGCGGGAGGUACUGCAACAAAUAGAUGAUGAACUUCCACAGCUCCAGUCUAAGUUGGAAAGGGAACUCGAGCUGGAGUAUCAGCGACUACCGGAGGAAAUCUGCCAGCACCUUCAUUUGGAGCUCAAGAGCAAAGGCCUGCGAAAAGACGCCCUGUUCUCGCCUCUGUCCAAUCACAGCAGCCCGAGCCCCAGCUCCGGCUCUGGCCCGCCCUCCAACUGCUCCACGCCCUCUUACCCGUCAACGCCCAAUCAGAGCACCUGGAACAGGAGCAUGGACAAUAGCACUGCGUCAUUGGCCGAUUCCACUUCCUCGUCCACCACUCCCGUCCUGUCGGAGGCGGAGAUGUCCUUCAGUUAAAAUGAUUACUUGUAAAAAGGAAAACACAAUAUGUUCAAUCGGGGUCUAUGAGGAUUAUAAUGUGGGAUAGUAAUGAUCAUAAUUAUUGACUAAUUUUAUUCUUUCUUUUUUUAUUAUUCGACAGAGCUAUAUUAUUUUUUAUUUUGCUGUUUUUGUCGGAUGCACAUAAUGACUUUUGUUUGACGAUUUCAUAAGAAUCAUAACCAAAUUUUGAAUUUUUUACAUUUUCUUGUCUGUCUUGCUUUUAACGUCAUAUCCUUUUUGAUACUUUUUUCUUAGCGUCAUGGAUUUUUGUCUGGUCAGUAAGCGAUCGCCACGCAAUACGCUUCAUGCUCACAUGUUUCAGCUUUCAGUUGGUAGCGACUUGAACCCUCUUCAGUGACACUUUUUGAAAGCGUUUAACUCUAGAGCCAGGUUAGAAAACCAUUGUUCAGGAAAACAUUGUAACAUGCAUACAGUUGGCCAACGCGAUUUAUUAUUCAUCUUUUGAGAUUUUGUUUGUCGCAACAUUAGAUCAAUGUGCUUCGUAAUGCCUCAUGUCCAACAAAUGCAUGAAGCACUAUUGAGAAUGCAGCCUCUGGAGUGCCUCAAAACACAUACACAUCUUUUCCAAGUAAAAUAAUUAAUGGUUAGAGCAGUAAUUUCCAGAAUUGAGUAUCAAUAGAGAACACGAGAGAACAAUAUUUCAAAAAGGUUUUAGAUGCAAUGGCAGAAGCGACCAGCAUGCGGUGCUGAAGCUUCAGCUGUUUAUUUUAAACUGGGGGUUUAAGCCUUUUAUUAAUUUAAGCUGAUUAUCUGAUCAUACUGUAUGACACACACUCACCUGCCUCAGCAGGAGCUGCAGCGUCAUUGUGUGAAUAUGGUCUCUGGCCUUUAACCCCAAAUCAAAGUCCAGCCAAGGUUGCAUGGGGGAGGGGGGCUCCAGCUGGCUAGAAACGUGUGUGUGUGUCUGUGUGUGUGUGUUAGUGAUGUAACACCCUCUUUCUCACACACACACACACACACCUGCCUGACACUGUAUUUUACUGAGGCAUUUUAACCAUGCAUAAUGAUAUGUGUGUGCAUGCAAGCACACACACACACACACACACACACACACACACACACACACACGCACAGUGUAAUGGUUCAGUGGCUAAAAGACUUAAAAAUCCUCAUCCCAUGUAAUCCAUCCUGUUUUAAAAACAAGACGCGCACACACACGCACACACAUACAUUUUAUGACUAUCUGAUUACUAAACUCAACAAGGGUAUUUGUGUGUGUGUGUGUGGAGAAGUUAAUCUCUUGGUGAGACAUCUGAUUAUUCCUGCUAAAUGGAAAUAGUGUGUGUGUGUGUGUCUUUCCAUGUUUGCUGGUGGAAUUACUUUGACACUUUUGCAGCCUAGAUAUGGACAUUAUGCUUAAAUAGCAACGCCACUGUAGGAGACGGUCCUCAGAUGAUGGUUUAAGGCUGCACUAUGACAUUUUAAUAUAAAAAUGCAAUCUUAUUUGGAGUCUGAAUCCCCAUGUGAGGCAAACGCAUGAGGGUAUUCCUUUGCAUUCUAGUUGCUACACUGUAGAUCUGCUCAAUUUGGCAAAUUCUUUUUGUUUUAAUGUUUAGAUUAUGUGGAAAGAAUUCCUGUCACAACUCAUUUGACAGCUUGAUGCUUAAUUUCACUGAAGCCUCAAAAUUCAAUUCAAAUUCAAACUUCUUAUUGCUGUUAGGUGCGACCACGUGUAGUUCAGUUCUCAGUGGACAUAGGAACAUUUUUAUUUUAGGGGGAAUAUUCCACUCAGUUUGUAAGAUACUCCAUUGAAGCCAAACAUUGAAUGUGGCAUUGUAGUGCACAAACGGUACUUUGUUUAAAAAAAAUCUGUGUUUUCUUUUUUUUGUCCCUAUCAAAGUUUCCUCACUUUUUAAUUUCAUCCAUUACUGGAGACCUUGUUUUUUUUUUUUUCUUUCUUUCUUUUUUUAUAAGACAAAACAAUGUUUUUGUCUUUCUUGUGGUUUCCACUUUGAGUGGUAAAAUGAUGGCACUCUGUGUAUAUGAAUUCUGUGUACAUGUUUAGCUUUAUGUGAAUUUUACUACUGACUACAAGUGCUAAAGAGGGAUGGAGGUCAGCAGAGGACAAUGAAGGUUGAUGAACGAAAAGAGUUAGUAUAAAAUCUACUUUUUUUCAAAAGAAAAGAUUAUUAGUGAAGACAUUUCUGCCUUGUCCUCUUCCACCUCCCUCCUUCAAUGAGCACUGGCUGCCUGACUGUCUGAUUACCCCCCUCACACAAACUCUUUGUAAACUAAUCUAUUUAAAUGGAAUUUUAACAACUUUUUCUUUUGUGGUUAUUUAAGUUUUUUUAUAGGUGGAAGAAAUAAGCCACUAGUUCAUUUGAACAAUUUGCAGAGUGUAUCAAUCAUGUAUCAAGCCCCCCCCCCAUUCCAGACACAAUAUGUGCAUCUCUUCAAAGCGUUUUAAAAUCUGCUUUUUCAGGUUUGACACCGUGAAGAAAGCAACUCGAAGCCAGAAGCCAGCGGUUGGUUUGUCCUACAGGUCAUUAGUGGGACUGCAACCACACCUUCUGGGGUCAGGACUGUCUGAAAUGAGGAUGCUGAGCUUUAGUUUAAGAAGACAGCCAGCCUGUUCCUGCACUCGGCGUGCUGCACGUACAUGUCAAUGUUUUUUAAUCAGCAAUUUCGCUUUAGACACGACCGUAUGCUGUGUGUGUGUUUUUUUUUUUAAUGUGUUAUAAUUGUUUUACUUUAUGCAGUGAAGACGGUGGUAAAACAGUUACCCAUCUUCUCAAAUCAAAUGGUUUAUUUAAAAAAAAAAAAACGUUUCGAGGUGGUCCAAGCCAUUCCAAAUCCAGUGGCAAGUAUUCAGAUAUAUUUGUACAUUAUUACUAAAAUACACAGAAGAUUGUUAUUAAUUCUUAUGUUUGAUAUUUUACUCCAACCCCAUUUCAGCUGAAAUUGUUCUCAUGUUUAGAUGCACUUUUAACAUUCUGUGCUUUUGUUGCUAGUAAAAAAAAAAAAAAAAGUCUUCAAUCAAUACAACAAUUUUCCAGUGGUUUUCA